AUGCGAAAUUUCGUGAAUAAAGCUAGUUCAAUUGAAAAUGUUGGAUUUCUAUUGAAGGAUUUGUACAACUAUCUACAUAUAAUCAAACGAGAGCAAUUGCAAGAUGGUGAUGCAAAAACGGUGAUGGCUUACUUAUAUGGAAAGCAAGAAUCUAAUCCUUUCUUUUUUGUGAGGCACACGAGGGAUGAAUUCAGAAACUUAGAGAAGUUAUUAUGGGCUGAUGGUGUAUCAAGAGCAGACUACAAAGAAUUCAGGCAUGUUCUUGCAUUUGAUACAACAUACAAGUCCAACGCAUACAACAAGUCGUUUGUUGUUUUAGUUGGUGUUAAUCAUCAUCGAAACACAAUGUCAUUUGGAUGUAUAUUUCUUGUGGAUAAUAAAGAUGAUAUGUAUGUGUGGGUUUUACAGUAG
Molecule: messenger RNA, 411 nt
Organism: Hibiscus syriacus
Lineage: Eukaryota; Viridiplantae; Streptophyta; Magnoliopsida; Malvales; Malvaceae
Product: protein FAR1-RELATED SEQUENCE 5-like
Exons: 1
Coding region: 1-411 (136 amino acids)
Source: RefSeq, a predicted model, not a curated record